Messenger RNA from Nicotiana tabacum (common tobacco), 2758 nucleotides. NCBI's taxonomy places the organism in Eukaryota, Viridiplantae, Streptophyta, Magnoliopsida, Solanales, Solanaceae. The record is from RefSeq and is a predicted model, not a curated record.
UUCAGUUCUUCUAUUGAAGAACUUCCCUCCAAGCCAAAGAACCUAAAACCCUUAAAAGUUAAAACCCAUAAAACCCAUGCCCCCUUUUCUUAUCUCAUAUUCUAACAUCAAAUUAACUCAAUUUCCCAUAAAAUCAAACCUGCAAAUGUGAUAAAAUCCCAAAAAAUUCUACUCCAAAAGCCUCAAAAUUUCAUACUCCUACUAGUACUACUACAUGCUAACAUUAUCAAGAAUGAAAUCACUACUUUACCCAAUACUUUCAAGACCCACAACACCUCCUUUAUCUUUCUGCUUUCAUUUUCAAGAACCCAUUUUUGUAUGCAGAAGAUAUGGGGUUCAAACAAUAAACCCCAUGAAUAAAGUUUCUUCCUUUAGCUGUUCUACUGUGCCAAACCAUAAUCAAAUUCGGGUCUUGCAUACUGAUGUAUCGGGUUCGGGUUCGGAUUCGGGUGAGGUUCAUGUGAUUGUGGGUCCUAUGUUUGCUGGAAAAACUACUACUCUUUUGAAGAGGAUAAAGUCUGAAAGCAGCAGUGGCAGUUUUCAGGCCAAUGGCGUAAAGAGCUCCCUCUAUUUGGACGAGACAAUAAAAGGUCUCUGUUUCUCAGGAAGGGUGGCUGAAGCAGUUGGAAUAUUGUGCCGCUCUGGUGUACAGGUUGAGGCAGAGACUUAUUCCCUUCUUUUACAGGAGUGCAUUUUCCGGCAAGCAUAUAAGAAAGGGAAAAGAGUCCAUUGGCAAAUGAUUAUUGUCGGCUUUGUUCCAAAUGAAUAUCUGACUAUUAAGUUGUUAAUUUUGUAUGCAAAAGCAGGAGACUUGGAUACCGCACACAUUAUAUUUGAUAAGUUGCAAUUCAAAUGCCUGGUUUCAUGGAACGCUAUGAUUGCAGGAUACGUGCAGAAGGGUAUGGAGGAAGUAGGCGUGAGUCUCUACCAUAACAUGAAACAAAGAGGUGUACUUCCAGAUCAGUAUACAUUUGCAUCAGUCUUUAGAGCCUGUGCCUCUUUAGCAGUCCUGGAGCAGGGCAAGCAAGCACAUGCGCUGUUGAUUAAAAGCCAAAUUAGUGGAAAUAUUGUAGUUAAUAGUGCACUUAUGGACAUGUAUUUCAAGUGUAGUUGUCCAUCUGAUGGCUAUCUUGUGUUUAGUAAGUCCUUGGAAAGGAAUGUGAUAACGUGGACUGCUUUGAUAUCUGGGUAUGGACAAAAUGGAAGAAUAGAAGAUGUUCUGGAAUCAUUUCAUAGGAUGAUAGAUGAAGGAUUUAGGCCAAACCAUAUUACAUUUCUUGCUGUUCUUUCUGCUUGUAGCCAUGGGGGUUUGGUAGAUAAAGGUAAGGAGUAUUUUUCAUUGAUGAUGAGAGAUUAUGGGCUUCGACCAAGAGGAAAACAUUAUGCAGCUAUUGUGGAUCUUCUAGGCCGUGCUGGAAGAUUACAAGAGGCUCAUGAGUUUGUCAAAAACUCGCGUUGUGGGGAGCACCCUGUAUUAUGGGGUGCCUUACUAGGGGCUUGUAAGAUUCAUGGAGAUAUCGAGAUGGUCAAACUUGCUGCUAGAAAUUUCUUUGACUUGGAACCUGAGAAUGCAGGCAAAUAUGUUGUCUUGUCUAAUGCUUAUGCUUCUUUUGGUUUGUGGAACAAUGUUGCGGAGGUAAGGAGACUGAUGAAGGACUCAGGGGUGAAAAAGGAGCCUGGUUAUAGCAUGAUUGAGGUGCAAAGACAAACACAUUUCUUCUAUAUGGAGCAUAAUGCUCAUGAACAGACUGAUGAGAUAUAUAAAUUGGUCAAAAAUAUGGCAGGUGUCCUAAAAGACGCUGGUGAUAUUCCAGAUUUACUGAGUUAAAGAAGAAAGGACCAACAUCAGUAUAGGUUGAGCAUUUGGUUGAAUCCUCAGUCAUUUAUCUGUAUAUAGUUUUAAAGGGUAAUUUUACUGUAUCUCCAGACUCCAGCUAUUAUGCUAGUAGCUAUUCACGUUAUAAAAGUGGAAAGACUAACAGUCAAAAUAGAAAGGAAAACAGGCUUCAGCGUUUGUGCUAUGCACUUCCCACACAAGUUUUCUUUGGAGAUGAUAUUUGCCUUUGAAUGCAAAAAUUGGAUUGUGUUUUCUUUGCAGUUUGAACUGCUAUAAGAUGGUGCCUUUUGGCAAGCGGGGGCUUGCUAUUUGCUUCUAUGAAGAACAUGUAUGUGAAUAAACAGAUGGAUUGCUUGUUACCAAGAAAUGUGUUGGAUCUCAGUUUAUGUGAUGGGGUUCUUGGUAAAACAAGUUUACCAAUGAAAAACAUAUUCUCUUGGGUCAUUUUAUAUUGCUGUAACAACGGAGUUCGCUAGUUUAUAAUAAAAUGCUUGAACAGCCAUACCUCAUCAUAGUUUGAAUUUCUAGAAAGUAAUUCUAUUUUUUCUAACGAUACAAUAUUCUAACCAAUGCUGCUCAUAGAUGAUAAUUUUGGGCAUUCUAGGAAACAUUUCAUGUAAAAUUUGUCUUUCUAUGUCUUUAUUUAUGUCAUGGGAGGCUUUCCAGCCAUGCCCCAUGACUCCUUGGACGCGCCCCGUGGUGUCCUAGCAAGCCUCCCAACACCUAGCGCCACGGACGACCCCGUGGUCUAGGCCGCGCCAAGUGACAAGCGCGCAUGUGCCUCUGUCGCCCCACCGAUAUCCCUCGCUAGCGCCCAGCCGCAAGCAGCUGCCAACAGCACCGCACGCGCAGACAAUGCCGCGCGCGCAGAUCGUGAUGCCUGAGACAAAGUUGCUGACAACGGACCUGUUUCUACCUUGU